Messenger RNA from Columba livia (rock pigeon), 1957 nucleotides. RefSeq names its product cilia and flagella associated protein 73 (gene CFAP73). Gene Ontology annotation, biological process: spermatid development. The transcript is spliced from 7 exons. The record is from RefSeq and is a predicted model, not a curated record. The coding region runs from base 142 to 1398 and encodes 418 amino acids. NCBI's taxonomy places the organism in Eukaryota, Metazoa, Chordata, Aves, Columbiformes, Columbidae.
GUGGCAUGGAAGGGAGGCACCCCGAGCCACACGGAGAGGAGCAUUGUUCUGGAUAAGAACAGUGUGAGCUGGAGGAGAGCUGAGAAGAUACCGUGGGAACUGAGCACUUGGGGGGAACUGUUUGGGGUCCGGUUGUGUGCAAUGGUCUCUGAAGGGAUGUGGAGCCCAAACAGAGGUUUCCAAGGGGCUGCAGGGGGGACUGGAGUGUGGGAGGAGGAUGGAGUGCGGUCAGAGAGCUGCCAGUUGUCCCCGAGGAGCCUCGGCAGCCCCCGUGCCCGGCAUCCCCGGGGCGAUGCUCCAGGCCGGGAAAAUCCCCGGGCGCUGCGGGAGCCUCUGGCUGCCCCGGCAACAGCGUCGAGGCGCCGCCAUCUCGGCUGUGCCGGCGAGGAGGAGGCGCCGGCUGAGAUGGACUUGAACCUGGAGGAGAGUUUGGGCCGGGCGUUCCGGGACAAGCUGCGGCUGCCGAUGGUGCUGGUGGGUGACAGUGCCACGCUGCUGCCCUCCGCACGGGUGCUGCUGAAGCGACGGGAGGUGGCGGAGGUGGAGCGGGGGCUGCAGCGCCAGCGGGAGGAGUUUGGGCAGAGGAUGGAGCUCCUGGAGCAGCGCCGGCAGCGGCUCUGCCAGCGCAAAGACCAACUCCAGGACGUCAUCCUCAAAUUCAACGCCUUCCUCCAGGCCUCGGCGGUGAGGCGGGAGCGGGCGCUGCAGCGGGCAGUCCGGGCACGGGCGGCGGGGCAGGAGAACGAGGCCGCCCGGCUGCUCCGGGAGCUGGAGGCGCUGCGGCAGCAUCGGGAGCGCCUGCUCCAGCAGACACAGAGCCUCCGCCGCUUCGGCGACUACCUGCAGGACGUGGUGGCCAGGACAGGGCAGUUCCAGGACGUCCCGGCCAUGCUGGCCCAUUUCGUGGCGCUGGCGGGGGCGCGGGCCGCCCUGGCACAGGAGGCAGCGGCCGGGCAGGAGCGGCUGGCACAGCGCCGGGCUCAGCUCCAGCAGUACCAGGAGGAGACCGACAGCGAGCUCCUGCGCACCAGGGACGAGCUGGCCCGGCUCCGGGCUCGCCUCGAGGCCACCCUCAUUGAGGUGCUCCAGGAGGAGUCCCGCUGGGCGCAGAUCCAGAGAGCAGCCACCCGGAGGACACUGCAGCUGGGGCAGAUCAAGCUGGCCGUGCUGAACCUCUUUCAGCUCGUCACCGCACAGUUCAGGGUCCCCAUGGAUGUGGCCCUGGAGAACACCGAGGCCCAGCUGGACAUGGUGCUGCUCUGCAUGCAGGACCUGGCUGCCAUCUGUGCUGAGCUGCACCCCAGGGAGCCGGGGCUGCGUCCCCCACGCGUGCCAGCAGCCACCGGCAAACACCGGCUGCGCCACGGGGGUGCCAGGGGGGCUCUGAGCCUGAAAUAGCCCCCACGGGACAACUCCUGGGGCUGGGGAGAGUUCACCAGGGCCAGUGUGAAGCCCCAGGAACCCCCGGGGAUGGAGGUCGCUCCCCGACAAGUCUGGGCCCCCCACGAUGAGCAGUGACAUGGGUGGCGGUGGCACAGGGGGGUGGCACCGCACUGGGCGGGGAGCAGGGCUCCCCAGGGCUCCCCAGGCAGCAGGACCUGGUUGUGGGAACAGCAGGAUGUGCAGUUCCAGCUGAAGGGCCUUGGACAGGUUACACAGAAGUACGUUUUUAUGAGUGUAAGAAGUGAUAGCCCAGGCCACCGAGAACGAUAUCUUGGGUUGGAAAACCGCCCCCACACAUAUGAUGUGCGAAUGAGGGGGUCGUAACGCCGCCCCCAAGAUACGCACAGGAACGUGACUGAAAACAGUCACAACAGGAGUGCGGUGUGUCUGGAAUAGCAUUUUCUGAUAAAACUGUCGAACCUCUUGGUCCAGCCCUGUGUCUGUACACAUAUACAUUGAGAACUGCUAAUAAAAGAGAGCUUGCGCCGCCUGGCUCCGCUCUCGCUGCCAACAG